UAGCCUAGUCUAUAGUGAGAUUAGCACGGGUGGGGUAGGCUACACAGUGACAGCGCACACACCCCAUAGAUGUGGGUGGUUAUUAGGCGCAAAUUAGGAAGGAGCAGGACUCGAGAAAAUCUCGGUUGCAAUUCCAUUAGGACAAAUUACUUCAUUGCUCUCGAGAAUAAACUGAGUAUACCACGAGCGAACCCAUUCUGGCUCCCGCUCCCUGGACAACCUCCUUUCCAGACUCGCGCCAUCCGUCCUCUUCGAAUACCUGCACAGCAGCCUGUUACCGUUCGUACGGAUGGAUCCCGCUGUUCUCAUCUUCCUGCUGUAUAUGAUGAUCGCUCAUGAGCUGGUCUGCGGCUGGUUGCAGUACCGGAGGCAAGCUGCCAAGCCCCGCAAACGAGCCGGGCCGAUGUGGAGUACCAGUGCCCGAGUUUGCCCUAGCAGCUGGCGGGUCAGUAGCCAGCCUUGCAGGACAGAGAGAGGACGAGACUGGAGGAGGGCUGCUGGGAAAAGUGGGCGACGAAUUGUCAGAAAGGCCUGAGCUGGAGAGAGCAUCUGUUGAGCAGAACUUCAGACAAUUCCACAACCCCAGAGUGGAUUGUUGGACUGAAAGACCUCUUCUUGUCUUGAACUUGGAACUUUGACAGGUUUGAAGAGCUUGAUCUGCUGCAGCAUCUCUUUGCUGUGAUUGAGCAGCACAUUGCCCAUGGGGAUUUGGUCAACACAGCUAUGAGUCUAAACUCCGGAGAGCAGUACAACAUGAGGAAAUGUCUGUGGAUGUGUGGGAAUUUUGUCUAUUUAUUUGUUAAUCUAUAUGGUCAUAGUCCUAUGUUAUCAUGUUAUUUUGUGAUGUUUGUAUUCAAAAUCAGCUGUUAGCCUCCCUCCAGGAUCUGUCUUUUAGACCACACUUCCAAAAGAAUGCUAUAUAUUCCAUCAGAUCCAUCCAGGAAUUGUAAGUGUCCUUUUCAUUUAGACACUUAAUUCUUUCUCAAAGAGAAAAAUACACGUUUGUCAUGUUUCCCACCAAUGUAGAGACCACCAGGUGUGUUUACUGUGGAUGUGGCUCUAAUAACGUUUGUAUUAACACACACUUCUGAAAUGAACCGUUGAAAGACUGUCUGUGAUGGAGCAGCCAGUAUACUGAACAAAAUAAUAAUGCAACAUGCAACAAUUUCAGAGACUUUACUGAGUUGCACUUCAUUUAAGGAAAUCAGCCUAUUGAAAUAAAUUAAUUAGGCCCUAGUCUAUAGAUUUGACUGGGAAUACAGAUAUGCAUAUUUUGGUCAGAGAUACCUUUUUUUCUUUAAGGUAGGGGUGUGAAUCAGAAAACCAGUCAGUAUCUGGUGUGACCACCAUUUGCCUCAUGCAGCGUGACACAUCUCCUUCUCAGUGAGUUGAUUGUGGCCUGUGGAAUGUUGUCCCUCUCCUAUUCAAUGGCUGUGUGAAGUUGCUGGAUAUUGGUGGGAACAGGAACACGCUAUUGUACAUGUCGAUCCAGAGCAUCCCAAACAUGCUCAAUUGGUGACAUGUCUGGUGAGUAUGCAGGCCAUAGAAGAACUGGGACAUUUUCAGCUUCCAGGAAUUGUGUACAGAUUCUUGUGACAUGGUGCUAUGCAUUAUCAUGCUGAAACAUGAGGUGAUGGCAGCAGAUGAAUGGCACAACAAUGGGCUUCAGGAUCUCAAUAUGGUAUCUCUGUGCAUUCAAAUUGCCAUCGAUAAAAUGCAAUUGUUUUUGUUUUCCAUAGCUUAUCCCUGCCCAUACCAUAACCUCACCGCCACCAUGGGGCACUGUUCAAGAACAUUGACAUCAGCAAACCGCUCACCCACAUGAUGCCAUACACGUGGUCUGCGAUUGAGGCCAGUUGGACGUACUGCCAAACUCUCUAAAAUGAUAUUGGAAGCCAGAUUAUGGUAUAGAAAUGAACAUGACAUUUUCUGGCAAUAGCACUGUUGGACACUCAUGCAGUUAGCAUGCCAAUUGCGCUAUCCCUAAAAACUUGAGACAUCUGUGGCAUUGUGUUGUGUGACAAAACUGCACAUUUUAGAGUAGCCCAUUAUUGUCCACAGCACAAGGUGCACCUGUGUAAUGAUCAUGCUGUUUUAUAAGCUUCUUGAUAUGCCUCACCUGUCAGGUGGAUGGAUUAUCUUGCCAAAUGAGAAAUAUUCACUAGCAGGGAUUUAAACACAUUUGUGCACAACAUUUGAAAGAAAUCUUUUUUUUGUGUGUAUGGAACAUUUCUAGGAUAUUUUAUUUCAGCUCAUGAAACAUGGGACCAACACUUUACAUGUUGCGUUAAUAUUUUUGUUCAGUAUAUAUCAAAUAUGUUGUGUAAGAGCACAAUAUUGGACUGUGGUAUCGAAUACAAAAGAAUAAGAGACUUGAUUGGAGAGAAUGUUACAUGUCAAUUUUGGUAAUGUCCUGCAAAACAUAGGUUUCCCUUUGAAACACCAUUGCAUUAGAACUUUAUUUGCAUCUUUUUCUUUUGGAGGAAGGAUUCAGUGGCUUCAUACCUACUUUUCAAAAGAUGACUCAUCCAGUUUAGGCUUACAUAGCACCUCUCCCAAUCUCAGUAUAUUAUCUGAUUAUACACGAGAGAGACACCCGAUCUCUCCCUCCUGUAGUCAUUGACUUUGUCAGCAGACGUUGAGCAUUGUGCCACAUCAGACUCAGAAAUACCCACCCCUUCUGUCCUGUGGUCAGUUCUCCAAUGUCAGAUCAGUAGUCCGUGUCAUUAGAAGACCUUGUCAGUCUCAGGAAAGCCAGCCUAGUGGAAAGUAGGUGCGUUUCAUAAGGAGCCGUCCUCCGUACUGGCCUGUAAUGUGUGCUCUUGUGCACUGAGCUGCUUACAAUGCAUGGAUCACUAAACAGCGCUAGUCCUCUCUCAGCAGAUGGCCCGCCUGCGAUAGCACAGGUGGGUGCUCAUGUUUUAUUUUUCAUGGGAAGGAAGCAUUUGGCUGCCGCAGUCUUCCUGGUUCAAAGGUCCAUGCUUGUCGAAAUCUGGUUGUAUUUUUGUAAGAGGGUUUUGUGUUCAUUUAGGGGUUAACGUGUGGGAUGUCAACAAAUGAAACAGAAUUUGAAAUUGUUGUUGGUGUUUGCAUAUAGGAUCACAUUGUGAAUUUGAGUUGGUCAGUGCUUUUGCAUCUCUUCAGCUUAUUUUUUCACAGAUGUGGACCUGUGAAACACUAAAGGAUGUUGUCAACUCAAAGUUAAAUGUACAUCAUAAGACUUACAUAGUUGACAACUUGUCAAAGCCAGAUGUAGGUUACGGAAACCUUUUUAGAAACAAGUUUAAGGUGUUUUAAUGUUAAUUAAAAUGUUUGUAAUUAGUUAUACGGUAAGACAAUGAACUUCAAAGCAGUUUAACUAGUUGGUUGAUAGCUCAGCUGUCAGUGAUGAGAGGACAUGUGAGCCUCUCUCUUCCAUGUCACAACAAGCUAAUUUCCAUAACCUGUGUAAAAACUCUAAAUGGGUUUAGACGUCUCAAUCGACUUGGAUGAUCUGAGGCUGACAGGAAGAGAGACCAGAGCCCUGCUUCAGUAGAAUCAACUCUCCUCACGUCACCCAUAAAACAGCAAGUGAAGAAGUUGGAAGUUUGGUUGAUGUAAAAGAAAGUGAAACGCCUCGCCCACUGGGCACACACUGGUUAAUUCAACGUUGUUUCCACGUCAUUUAAUUGAAAUUACAUUGAACUAAUGUGGAUUGGCUGUUGAACUGAUGUCUGCGCCCAGUGGGAGGACAUGCUUUACAUGAAUUUAAUGUGUGCACAACCAGCUAAACUUACCAGCUGUCAGGUAGAGCAAAUUGUUCAAUAUAAACAAAAUAAAACUCACAAAUAUCGUUGUGUGCUCACAAAUGAUACAUUUUGUUAGAGGUUUUUUGAUUAAGACCAAUUGACAAAAGAUUGUCCUAGAAAAACAUGAUAUUUGGGAGAAUACAACAGUGUGCAGGCUUAUUUUGUAUACGUUUUCUUUCUACACUGUAUGUCUACACUGUAACGGAGAACUGUAAAUUAUAUAGUAAUUUGGUGUAUUAUCAUCAGUAAAAUACUCUGCAGCAUACUGUAAAUUAUGGUGCAUUGUGGGAAAAUAUGGGCAGGGAAAGAAUUGCUGUAUUACGAAUGGUACUGUAAAUCCAUCUGACAGAAUACAGUACCGUACCAUACCUUUUAGAGCGCCAAAAACCUCUUGACCACUAGUGGGUGCAUGGUAUUGUGGUUUCUGGUUCAUUAUCAUAUUUUUGCGUUUGCCCUGGAAGAGGUUGUAUUUGUUGCAACCAUGAGUGAGAAUCCUGUAACAAUUUAACUCCUAUGUGGUUACAAUGCCCCAUCAAUUUGUAUAGGGUACAGAUCGGAGUGGCAGCAAGUCUUUAACCUUACAUGGUUGAACAUUUUGCCAUAUUCUUUGGUCUGUUUUGUCCUGUAGUCGCUGCCAGCUUGGAAGCCGUUGUUAAGGCCUGUAGAACUGUAAGUGAUAUAAAACACCAAAUAUUCUUGGAUAUACUGUUAUGUGUAAACACUUUACAUAGCAGCCAACCUACUAGCACCAAUACCUUGUAAUUACAGUAAAAUACUGUGAAAUACAAACCCCUACACUCAAUUAAUUUCAUUCAUCCAUUAAUUCAUUCCGAUUCUGAUAGCGUUGACUUUUUUACAGUAUAAUAGUUAUUUUUAUAGUAUUUUGUGUCAUUACUUGCUUUGAUACCGUAUUUAUAUUACAGUAAGUGUUCUUUAAUAUGAAAUACAUAAUUUUACUUGCCACAGAGCUGCCUGUAAGCCACUGUAAAAUUCACAGUAACCCUUUAUAGCGGAUCCAUCACAGCAUUCAGAUUCUGAAUGUUUUGUUUGUUUCUAGAGGGGUCGUGAAUUUAGGCUUUUUCUUGUUGUUUGAUUAUGCUCCUGACAAUCCCCCAUUUGGCUUUAGUGGUUUGUUUACACAGAGGUAGAGGUGUAUUGUUGACCUAUAGUCUUACUGUUGUUUAGCCAAUGCUGUUUUCAGACAAACACAAAGACCUGUAUGGUUGAAAUGCUGCUGAAAGCAACAGAAAUCCACCCGGAUUUGGGUGGAUCAAAGGAUUUGUCCCAUCAAAAGAUUGGGAUCUAAAUACAUUUUGUGAAAUAAAAAUGUGUUAAAUUCUAAUUUGCAUAGAGUACAAGGGAAUGGAAUGGAACAUGAAUAACGAUACAAAAUAUGGUCUUGUGCAACACCUGAUGACACUGUCUGAUGAAACAACCGUGAGGAAUUACCUGCUGAACUAUGUGUCACUAUACAGCAAGUGUUCUCAAGUAUCUGUUUCUCUGUCAUUUUAAUCCCCUUAGACUCUAAGCCAUGGCAUCUGUGUCAGUCAGCUCUCAUCUAAACAAGGCCAUCUAUCAGCACUACCUGUCCCUCCCUCAGGGGACCUGUGCCACGUUAUCUACAUCUGGAUCGAUGGCUCCGGGGAGGGGCUGAGGAACAAGACUCGUAACCUGCACAAAGAGCGCUGGGAAUAGAAGAGUGUAACAUACUUUCAGGCUGUAAGAAGGUGAAGGACUAUACCCCCUAGUUUUGAACGGAGCAGGAGUCCACUCUCCUAGGGAUGGAUGGUCACCCUUAUGGCUGGCCCCAAAAUGGAUUCCCAGGUCCCCAAGGUCCACACUACUGUGGGGUUGGUGCAGACAAUAUCUAUGGCAGGGACAUUGUGGAGUGUCACGACAAGGUCUUUCAGGAUGGUUCUAAAGGGGAACUGGAGCGGCGCGGGCUGCCACACCGAAGUUAGCACAAAGGAGAUAAGUGAAGAAGGGUGGCUGCAACAUAUUGAGCAGGCCAUUGAGAAGCUGAGCAAGCAACACGCCGAGCACAUCCGUGUGUAUGACCCUUGCGGAGGCCAGGACAACAUCAGAUGCCUCACAGGAUUCCAUGAAACCUCCAUCACCCGCGACUUCUAUGCCAGGGUGGUCAACCGCGGGGCCAGCAUCUGGAUCCCACGCUAGGUGGGCCAAGACGAGAAGGACUACAUUGAAGACUGUCGGCCCUCCGCCAGCUGUGACCCUUAUGCCAUGAUGGCAUCACAAGCACCUGCCUGCUCGGGUGGAGGAGGAAGAGGAGAGUACAUGAGAGAGUGACCAGACUCAUACAGUAUGGUACUGUAGCUGCUGGUUCGGUCAAACCGGCCCGUUACAUGAUUGUAGGAGAGAACUAUAUUGUAGCCAAAGCAAUCUGUAGUGAUGUUUUUUGUUGUGCUGACUUUGAAGAGUCAUUACUUGAAUGUAGGUUGAAUGUUUAUGGUCAAUUAUAGUUUUACAUCCUUCAGAUUACAGCUGGUCCAAUUGGCAUAUUAUUCAGUUUGUCUGAAAUUGAGAUUAAAUAAAGAGGUGCAGAAUUGAAUGAUUCGCGUGCUCUUUAAAAUGACCACUAGGUGGAAUCAUGAUGCAAGUUUUGAUUGUCACCCCUCAUACUGGACAUGAA
This is a messenger RNA of Oncorhynchus masou masou (cherry salmon), 6438 nucleotides long. Its product is annotated as glutamine synthetase-like. The record is from RefSeq and is a predicted model, not a curated record. The transcript has 6 exons. The coding region runs from base 5574 to 5963 and encodes 129 amino acids. Lineage: Eukaryota; Metazoa; Chordata; Actinopteri; Salmoniformes; Salmonidae. Gene Ontology annotation, molecular function: glutamine synthetase activity. Gene Ontology annotation, cellular component: cytoplasm.